CUCUCCUUCAAGGUGGCACAGGCACCCAUACCUUCAUACCCUUUUACGCAUUUGUAUGACUGUGUGUAUAUAUAUUUACAUAUAUUAUAAAUCGAUUUUGGAUCUCUUUCUCUUUCUUGGACGGAACUGAGCUCUCUCUCUCUCUCUCGCUCUCUUGGCUACGAUAAGAGUUGCUUCAAGAUCCGCUUCUCGGCCUCUCUCACUGGAUAAUAGAUAUUAGCUGGGUCAACUUGGCCUGAUCAUGCCGAUUUCAGAGGUCCAGAGUUGAUUCGGAUCAAGGCAUAUGGAAAUCAGCGUUCCUCUGUUCUGGGUUGGGCUUUCAGGGUUUCCUCCGUUUGGACCGAGGUUGUGUGGAACACGGAUAAGUCUCGAAAAUUUGCCCUGACGUACACGGAUAAGUCUCGAGAAUUUGUCCUGACGUAACAUUUAACUCAGAGACAGCUGUGUCGUUUUAGGCAGUCCUUGAGUUAACCUUACUUUGGUUUUGAGCGUAAUCUCCGUUCAUCUGUAGCGUGAAAUCCGCAAAAUAAGACAGCUCGAAGAGGUUUUAUCUCCUCUUUAUUUGACGGAAGAAUCAGCCGAUUCCCUGCAGUAUAAACAUCGAAGGGCGGCAUCAUUUCACAGGGGAUGAUGUUAUCAAGCAUAUAAAUGUAAAUUUAUCCUGCUAGGUUUACUGUGAGAGAUCUUUGUUUUCGUCAAAUCUUCCCCGGAGUUGUGUUGCCAUAUAGAUAUAGGAUGGAAGCCGAAACUGUGACGGCUAGAACUGGGCUAGGGUUUAUUCAGCGGAUGGGUCCUGCUCUUGUGCCAGUCCUUUUGAUUUCAAUCGGAUAUAUCGAUCCUGGGAAAUGGGUGGCGGUUAUUGAAGGAGGAGCACGUUUUGGGCACGACCUUGUGGCAAUUAUGCUGCUUUUCAACUUUGUUGCGAUCUUAUGUCAGUAUGUAGCGAUCUGCAAUGACGAGUACGACAAGUGGACGUGCAUGUUCUUGGGAGUUCAAGCAGAAUUCUCUGCAAUUUUGCUCGACCUUACGAUGGUUCUUGGUGUUGCACAUGCACUUAACCUUGUCUUAGGGGUGGACAUGGCAACUGGAGUGUUUUUGGCUGCCAUUGAUGCUUUUAUGUUUCCUGUCUUUGCCUCUUUCCUUGACAAUCGUGUGGCGAAUACAGUAUCCAUUUUCUCGGCGGGGCUUGUAUUAUUUUUCUACGUUUCUGGUGUCCUUUUAAGCCAGCCUGAGAUCCCAUUUUCUACGAACGGAAUGUUGACAAGGUUUAACGGGGAGAGUGCAUUCACCCUGAUGGGUCUUCUCGGAGCUAGCGUUAUGCCUCACAAUUUUUAUCUCCAUUCUUAUUUUGCCGGGGAAAGUACAUCCUCACUAGAUGUCUCGAAGAGCAGCUUGUGUCGAGAUCAUCUUUUCGCCAUCUUUUGUGUCUUUAGCGGCCUGUCCCUCGUAAAUUAUGUCCUGAUGAACGCGGCAUCGAGCGUGUUCCAUACUACUGGUCUCGUCUUACUGACCUUCCAGGACGCAAUGUCGUUGAUGGAACAGGUAUUUAGGAGCCCGCUGGUUCCAGUGGCGUUUUUGGCGCUCGUGUUUUUCGCUAAUCAAAUCACAGCUCUGGCCUGGGCCUUCGGCGGGGACAUUAUCCUUCAUGGCUUCCUGAAGAUAGAAAUUCCGGGCUGGCUUCAUCGUGCUACAGUCAGAAUUCUCGCAGUUGUUCCUGCUCUCUACUGUGUGUGGACAUCCGGGGCAGAAGGGUUAUACCAGUUGCUGAUUAUCACUCAAGUUCUUGUUGCUAUGAUGCUUCCAUCCUCCAUAAUCCCUCUCUUCCGUGUCGCCUCUUCGAGACAAAUCAUGGGCAUCCACAAAAUUCCCCAGGCCGGUGAGUUUCUAGCCCUUUUGACGUUCUUGGGGAUUCUCGGGUUGAACAUCAUUUUCGUUGUGGAGAUGGCUUUCGGGAACAGUGACUGGGCUGGCAGUUUGAGAUGGAACACAGUGAUGGGCUCGUCUUUACCUUAUAUCACUCUUCUCGUGUUUGCUUGUGUGUCUUUGUGCUUGAUGCUUUGGCUGGCAGCCACGCCAUUGAAGUCUGCAAGUAACAGGGUUGAAGCUCAAGUCUGGAAUAUGGAUAUUCACAAUGCCUUAUCCUAUCCUUCUGUCGGAGAAGAGGAAGAUGAAAGAAGAAAACAGAGGCCACGUGAAGAAGAAUUGUUGACUAUGGUGGAAAACAGGACAAAGGAUCAGCCAGAUGCUAGCUCAUGCUAUGACUUGCCAGAGACCAUUUUGAUGUCUGAACAAGAAAUCAGGUCGAGCCCUCUACUGGAAAAUGAGGCCAUUGCUAAAUUCUCUGCUCCUCAAGUGAGUUUCAGUAAAGAUUCUGAAGUGAAAAAACAGUCUUUUCCACAUUCAACGGUGGUGAAUGAGGUCAGUGAUGAUGACGAUUCGGUUGUUGAGACAAAGACGGUAAAGGUCGAGCCAGUGAGUCCCGUGGAGAAAACUGUUAGAAUGGAAAAUAGCGAGAAACGUGUCGAUGAAGAAGCUGUUUCUUGGGAAACUGAAGAAGCACCCAAACCCGCUCCUGCAAGCAGCUACUUGCCUAUUGUGUCUGAUGGGCCACCUUCAUUCCGCAGCCUCAGUGGGAAAAGCGAGGAAGGCGGAAGCGGUACCGGAAGCCUCUCGAGAUUGGCGGGUUUGGGUCGAGCUGCACGUCGAAACUUAUCCACAAUUCUCGAUGAGUUUUGGGGGCAGUUGUAUGAUUUCCAUGGGCAAGUUGUAGCUGAAGCAAGGGCAAAGAAGCUAGAUCUGUUGCUCGGGGUUGACCAAAAGGCAGCCAUUUCUGUGAAAGCAGAUCCUUACGGGAAGGACAUCGGUGGGUAUUGUGUAUCUCCGAGUGCAAGGGGAUCGGACCCGAGUUUUCACGAUUCUCUCAAGCAGCAGAGGGUUCCAGGAGGAAGCAUCGAUUCAUUGUACGGAGUUCAAAGAGGUUCGUCAUCAUCAUCAUCAUUGGUUAACCGGAUGCAGUUGUUGAAUGUGUAUGAAUCGGGUGAGAGAAGGUACUCUAGUUUACGAGUUCCACCAUCUUCGGAUGGUCGGGACUAUCAGCCAGCUACGGUUCACGGGUACCAGGUUACGUCCUACCUCAAUAGACUCGCCAAAGAAAGGCUCGAGCUCUUGCAUUCACGUGGGGAAAUCCCGACAUCGAGAUCUCCAUCUCCAUCCCCCGGUCCCAUGAGUUAUACCGAGCAACUUGCUUUAGCUUUGAGACAAAAGUCUCGGAACGGGACGACCCUUGGACCGGCCCCUGGGUUUCACAAUCACGCUGCUUCUAGGAACACCCCGAUACAAUCCGAAAGAUCUUACUUUGAUGUUCCAUCUUCUGGAUCCACUGAAAGUGUUGUAAUAGCAGCCAAUGAGAAGAAAUUCAGUAGCAUGCCGGACAUAUCGGGACUCUCUAUGGCUUUCAGAGAUAUGCGUUUGCCGAGCAAGAGCGGAUACUGGGAUGGCGGGUCAUCGGGUGGGUAUGGCAUGUCAUAUGGCCGCGUAAGCAAUGAACAGUCGGUAUAUUCCAAUCCCGGGUCGAGAGUUGGAGUACCUCUGGCUUUUGAUGAUGUUUCUCCAUCAAGAAGCUUUAGAGGAUCCUUUAACUUGCCUCAGACUGCAACUGCUAACACUGGAUCACUCUGGUCUAGACAACCGUUCGAGCAGUUUGGUUUAGCCGAGAGAAACGGCGCUGGUGGUGAGCAACAACCUGGAAAUAGAUCAAACCCGGUAAGUAUGGACGCGUCUUCGGGUGUAGAUGCUGAGGCAAAAUUGCUUCAGUCAUUCAGACACUGUAUUCUUAAGCUACUUAAACUGGAAGGAUCGGACUGGUUGUUCAGACAAAGCGAUGGAGUCGAUGAAGAACUCAUUGACCGGGUAGCUGCGAGGGAGAAGUUCAUCUACGAGGUCGAAACCCGGGAGAUAAGCCAGGUGGGUCAUGUGGGUGGUGAGCCUCUGGUUUCGUCGGUUCCCAAUUGCGGAGAUGGUUGCAUCUGGAGAUCUGAUCUGAUUGUGAGCUUCGGUGUAUGGUGCAUCCACCGUAUCCUCGACUUAUCGCUCAUGGAAAGCCGGCCCGAGCUCUGGGGAAAGUACACUUAUGUCCUAAACCGCCUUCAGGGAGUGAUAGAGCCGGCGUUCUUGAAGCAACGGACUCCGAUGAAUCCAUGCUUCUGCCUUCAGAUUCCGGCCAGCCACCAGCAGAGAGCAAGUCCGCCUUCGCCCUCCAAUGGAAUGUUACCACCAGCUGCAAAACCGGCGAGAGGGAGAUGCACGACGGCAGCCAUGGUCCUUGAUCUCAUCAAAGACGUCGAGAUGGCGAUAUCCUGCAGGAAGGGACGGAGCGGGACAGCGGCCGGGGACGUGGCUUUCCCCAAGGGGAAGGAGAACUUGGCGUCGGUUUUGAAGCGGUAUAAGCGUCGGUUAGGGAAUAAACCGACCGGUUUGAGCCAGGAUGGACCCGGUUCGAGAAAGAACGUGACUGGGGCCGUGUACUGAUCGUCAGAGCAAAGGCCGAAGAAGAAGGAGCGACUCUCUUUGUAUUAUGUAUCAAAAAAAGAUGUUUUUGUUGCUGCGGAGAUUUUUUUUUUGUUUGGUUUCUUUGUUCUUGCCUCAUUUUGGAUGUAAUGUUAUGUUAUAUACACAUGAUAGGACGAUAGCUUAAACCGGUCCCGGUUUGUGUAAUUUUAUUUCGAAUCAUAAGGAAAAUGGUCGGUUCUGAACGGUUAAUUA
This is a messenger RNA of Tarenaya hassleriana, 4761 nucleotides long. Its product is annotated as ethylene-insensitive protein 2-like. The coding region runs from base 736 to 4527 and encodes 1263 amino acids. Gene Ontology annotation, biological process: ethylene-activated signaling pathway; metal ion transport. Lineage: Eukaryota; Viridiplantae; Streptophyta; Magnoliopsida; Brassicales; Cleomaceae. The transcript has 8 exons. The record is from RefSeq and is a predicted model, not a curated record. Gene Ontology annotation, molecular function: manganese ion transmembrane transporter activity; cadmium ion transmembrane transporter activity. Gene Ontology annotation, cellular component: membrane.